GUAUUCCACCAUUCCACGUGUCGUCACUCUCCACUCCUUAAAUUAACUCUCUUUAUCUAUCAAUCUAUCUUUCUCUGCAACACAUACACCCACCUUCAUUAUGGCUGACAUUCAACAGUACUACCAGCAAGACCACCAAGAUGUCUCAGCCACCAAGGAACGCUCUUCUUCCCACAUCCUUGCCCUCGCCACCCUCCUUCCUUUCGGUGCCUCACUCCUCUUCCUCGCCGGAGUCACUCUCCUCGCCACCCUCAUCGGCGUCGCCCUCGCAACCCCCCUCUUUAUAAUCUUCAGCCCAAUCUUGAUCCCCGCAGCUCUCGUCAUCGCCUUCUCCGUCUCGGGAUUCUUGACAUCGGGUGCCUUCGGCGUAACCUCAGUCUCUUCGUUCGCGUGGAUGGCCAGUUAUCUCCGCCGAUCUCGCCUUCAAGAAAGUCUGCUGCAUGCCAAGGACCGGGCUCAGCAGAUUAUGUCCAACAUGGCCCAACGAGCCAAAGAGGCUGGUGCCACUGUCGUUAGUGAGGCCCAAGACACGGCCCAACAAGCCCACGAUGCACCGACUGACACCGACAGUACCGUAUCCGUGACCCCGUCUGAGUCCCAGACGAGUGAUACACAGAGUGGGAGUGGAAGUGGGAGUGGGGGUGGGACCCAAACGAGAGACACCGCCUCUACCACCGAGACUAAGGAUGAGGGAGGAGGAGGGGGAAAGAGCAAAGAUCGAAAGAAAACAUCGUCCUGAGCUAUUUUAUAUUUUAUAUUUUAUAUUAUAUAUUAUGCGUUAUGGAUAUAUUUAGUUCCACCUGUAUUUCAUUAUCGCUGCUGUUGUUGAAUUCAGAAGCCUGUGUUUUUGUUCGUCUCCUAGAGUUUAAAUUCUACUGUAUGCUUAUCUUGCUUAAAUAAUUUUAUUUCAUUUCAUACA
Arachis duranensis is the source of this 919-nucleotide messenger RNA. Its product is annotated as oleosin H2. The transcript has a single exon. Lineage: Eukaryota; Viridiplantae; Streptophyta; Magnoliopsida; Fabales; Fabaceae. Gene Ontology annotation, biological process: lipid storage; seed oilbody biogenesis; response to freezing. Bases 101 to 739 code for a protein of 212 amino acids. The record is from RefSeq and is a predicted model, not a curated record. Gene Ontology annotation, cellular component: membrane; monolayer-surrounded lipid storage body.